UAUUCGCCACCGACGCAUGUUUGAAAUUGAACGGAAAAUACAGUCCGGUAAAAACGUAUUUCACGGAAGCAUUUGAUAAAUUAUACACUAUAAUGAAAUACAACAGAAACGAUAUUGUCUAUUUGUUGGUGAAGACGUGCACCAGCUGAUUCCUCCUAGCUAACUUACCAUCAGAAUGCAGUCUGUGAAGGUCGGCUACUCAGUGUUGUUUACGUUGAUAUCAAAACACAACUACUCGUCCUCGGGUCAUUUCAGAGCAUUAGCAUGUAUUCAUGGUACAAUCAGUUCAGCCUGUGGUGUCCAUCCCAUGUCAACCACAGCACAGCUUGUGGUCAUUCGCAUUCCCAGACACAUGCAGGAGCAGGUAGAAAAUGUGAAGCAAGUGAGAGGCAAGAACAAAGUCAACACCAUCUAGGCUGGCAAGCUCCAAAUCAAAAGCAAUAACCCAAAACUGAAUCAGUCCGCAGGCUACACACUUGGGAAAUUUGAGCAGCCCCAUCUCUCCUCCAAAGGAUGGAAACACAACAAAUAAUUUGGUGAUGGUUAACAACACUCAGCGUACUCCACCCGUUGUCACUGAAAUCCAGGAUGAGGAGGGUGACAAACUCAAAGAGAAGAGUAAACCUAUUACAUUUCACAACCUUCACCUCUGCCCUGACUUAGUGGAGGCUUUGGGCAAGUGUAACGGAUGUGAAACGGCUAGCUUAGUUAGCGGUGUGCGAUGUCUGAGACCUUGAAGUAGUAGUUCCCCUUGCUCUGCAAGGGCCGUGGCUUUUGUGGAGCGAUGGGUAACGAUGCUUCGUGGGUGACUGUUGUUGAUGUGUGCAGAAGGUCCCUGGUUCGCGCCCGGGUAUGGGCGAGGGGACGGUUUAAAAUUAUACUGUUACACAAGGACAACAUAACUCGCCCUAUAUUCAACUACAAACCAUCCCCAAGCUCCUGAAAGGCUAUAACAUCCUGUGCACAGCUGAGACAGGCAGCGGCAAAACCCUGAGCUACCUGUUGCCUGUUAUUCACAAACUACAGGCUGAGAAAGCAGCAGAUUCCGAGUCUAUGGAGACCACACCCAGGACUCGCUCUGUUAUCAUUGUCCCCUCUAGAGAACGUGCUAGCUGUGGCUAGGAGCCUGUGUGGCCCAUUCGGGCUGAUGGUGAAGACGGUGGGAGGUGGGAGAGGUGACGGACCUGGGCAGCAUGGUGACCAUCAAGAGCAAGAAUCUUCACUUCCUCAUGCCACAUGUAAAACAGACCUGAAGGUGAGGGGAGCUGACAAGCUUCUGGAGCUCCACCAGGCGCUGAAGGCAGCAGAGCAGGACAAGGCUGGGGUGUUGGUGUUCUGUAACCGGGCUUCCACAGUCAACUGGCUGGGCUACUCCCUGGAGGACAUGGGGCUGAGACAUGUCCGACUGCAGGGGGAGAUGCCUGCCUCCCUCCGGGCUGGAAUCUUCCACUCCUUCCAGAAGGGACAGGUAGACGUGCUGAUCUGUACCGACAUCGCUUCCCGAGGACUGGACACCCAGAGGGUCUGUCUGGUGUUCAAUUACGACUUCCCAGAAUCCCACACGGACUACAUCCACCGGGCUGGACGGGUGGGCCGGGUAGGGAGUGUGGAGGAUGGGGAGGUGCUCAGCUUCGUCACCCACCCCUGGGACGUGGAGCUGGUGCAGAAGAUUGAGACGGCUGCACGGAGGGGGACAAGUCUGCCUGGGAUGGAGUCCUCCAUCAGGAAGCCUGAGCCCAAAGCAGCCGAAGAGGAGGAGGAAGAAGAGGGGUUGCUCUACUAGUUGGUCUGCCACAAAUAAGGAUAUUACCAAAGCAGAACUAACUUGUUUGAUUCAUUUGUUCAUUAAAAUGAUUGUAUCCAUGAUAGCCCAAACCAGCUGUGUGAGACUGAAUCCUUUGUCUCCAACACAGGCAUGAUCGUCUUUUAAUUUGACCUUUUUAGAUGCCAUAUCAUGUUUGAGACUGGAACUAUGAUCUGACUUCUCUUUUUAACCCAGAUAGUUACCGCAUGUCAUUCCAAAGAGGAAGUGUCUUUGGUAAUGUACAAAAAUCAUGCCCUCUUUACAAGCAGCAGGUGUGCGGCACAUGUUUGCACUUCUCACGGGUAAUCACGGGGUGGCAGUAUUUACUUUAUUUGACAUGUCAUACAAUAACCAGAGAAGGGCUAUGGCCGAAUAUAGCCUUAUUUUAAUGCUCAUCCACAUGCGGCAAGCCCUUCUUUUAUGGAAUUUAACUCAGCCAUACUAACUUGUUUUGGUAAAACAUAGGUUAAAUAAUCUAAAAAAAACAUUUAGAACAAGUAUGGAAUACCGAUGUUCCUUUUCCUUCCAGAUACGAAAAUAAUUUCCUUAAAAGAAAGAGUAACUCAUAUAACCCUUCAUGUAUCUGGUAGGGUGCCACUGAGACAAAGUGAAGUGAAGUGGUCUUCACUCUGUUUCUGCUUUUGUGUGUAAUACAGAAGCACGACAUUAUAACCUCCAUAUGUAGAAAUGUCCAUGAAUCUACAGUCAAGUUGGAUUCAGGCCCUAACCUUGAAGUCUAUCCCAUUGAUGCCUGUGGUUACUUGUUUUAGAGGAAGCAAGAUGUUUGAACAUGAUAAUGUGUCGGAGUGAAAAUAAAUCUCUGAAAUCUG
This is a messenger RNA of Oncorhynchus keta (chum salmon), 2634 nucleotides long. RefSeq names its product probable ATP-dependent RNA helicase DDX28. Lineage: Eukaryota; Metazoa; Chordata; Actinopteri; Salmoniformes; Salmonidae. Gene Ontology annotation, biological process: mitochondrial large ribosomal subunit assembly. The coding region runs from base 1148 to 1783 and encodes 211 amino acids. The transcript has 4 exons. Gene Ontology annotation, cellular component: mitochondrion. The record is from RefSeq and is a predicted model, not a curated record.